ACCACCCUUCUGUCAUGUCAUCUUCUUCUUCUCCUGCCCUUUCCUUUCCCUGCACUCGAUCUCAUCCUCUCGGUGUUGUUUUUAAUUUCUAAUAAAAAAGGAAAAGAAAAGAGAAGAAAAUCCUUUUCUCUCCCUAUAACUAUUCAAAUCUUUUUAUUCUCUUCGAGUUUCGGAGACACUGUUGCCUUUCCCUUUCUUUUUCAUACCUCACUUCCCUUAAAAUAAACAAAACCCCCCAUAAACAGUUUUUAAUCUAAACCCAUAAUUUAUAUAUAGUUUUUUUUAAAAGAAAAUUUAUUUUUAAUCCUUUGUUUUUCCUUGUUUUUUGUUGUCCUUUGAUGCUGGCAUGGCUGGUCUUGAUUUAGGGACUGCUUCUCGCUAUGCUCAUCAGCUUCACAGACCGGACCUUCACCUCCAACACCAACCUGAACCUGAAGACCAGGAAGGUGCCCACUAUGGCUCAGGUGACCAUCACCAAGACGAUGGCUCUCACCAAGCCCUGGAUUUAGUCAACGCAGCCAACUCAGGUCCAGGUGAUGUUGUAGCCCGUAGGCCAAGAGGUCGUCCUCCAGGUUCCAAGAACAAACCAAGGCCUCCGGUCAUCAUCACAAGGGAGAGUGCAAACACGCUCCGAGCUCACAUUCUUGAAGUUGGGAACGGCUGUGAUGUGUUUGAUUGUGUUGCGAACUACGCUCGGAGAAGGCAAAGAGGAAUCUGUAUACUGAGUGGGAGUGGUACGGUAACCAACGUGAGCAUUAGGCAACCAGCUGCAGCUGGAGCUAUAGUUACCCUUCAUGGCAGAUUUGAAAUAUUAUCACUUUCAGGUUCAUUUUUGCCACCACCGGCUCCCCCAGGUGCCACCAGUUUGACAAUCUUUUUGGCUGGCGGGCAAGGCCAGGUUGUAGGAGGAAGUGUGGUUGGGGAACUCAUGGCGGCAGGACCUGUUAUUGUCAUAGCUGCAUCGUUUACAAAUGUGGCCUAUGAGAGACUGCCCUUGGAAGAGGAUGACCAGCUGCAGAUGCAAAGUGACGGCAGCGGAAGCGGUGGAGGUGGUGGUGGAAAUAACAUGUUUGCUGAUGCGGGAGCUGGCGCAGGGGGGUUGCCUUUCUUCAAUUUGCCUCUCAGUAUGCCGCCCAAUGUCCAGUUACCGGUUGAAGGAUGGCCAGGAAACUCAGGUGGUAGGCCUCCGUUUUGAGAGAUUUGGGUCGAAAUGUGACUUUUUGAUGGAAAAUUCAAUCUCUGUUGAGAAGCAGUUGCAUUGAUGGAAACGGGAUUCUUGGAUCAUAAAGGUCAGGAAAAUUCAUGGACUAGUUACCGUUAAUCCUCAUCAUCAUCAUGCUUCUUCUUCUUCAACUUCCUCUGAUGUUGAUGUUAAUUUUAGGUUUUUCUUUUCCUUUUAAUCUUUGUUUUAGUCUUUUUUUCAUCUUUUCUUUUUUCGUUUCGGAUUUUUGGAAUCUAUGAUUUCUGGAAAUAGUACUCCUUUCAUGUUCAUGGUAGAAAAACUUUCUUCUUCUUUACAAUUAGAAAUGGUUUGAUGAUGUAUUAACUUUUGUUGGAUAAUAUCAGUCACUGAAUUUCAGUGUUACUAACAGAUCAACUAGGGUUUCCCUUUUCUUUUAAUUUUCAUCAUUUAAAUUUGCCUCAUAUAUCAAUCUUUUUCAUCUCCUAUAGACCCAACAGAUAUAAUUCUUGUCCUCGUUUACA
Molecule: messenger RNA, 1704 nt
Organism: Durio zibethinus
Lineage: Eukaryota; Viridiplantae; Streptophyta; Magnoliopsida; Malvales; Malvaceae
Product: AT-hook motif nuclear-localized protein 23-like
Cellular component (GO): nucleus
Molecular function (GO): minor groove of adenine-thymine-rich DNA binding; DNA-binding transcription factor activity
Source: RefSeq, a predicted model, not a curated record